This is a messenger RNA of Bufo gargarizans (Asiatic toad), 2004 nucleotides long. It is a transcript of the gene SLC25A46, whose product is annotated as solute carrier family 25 member 46. Gene Ontology annotation, biological process: mitochondrial membrane fission; mitochondrial fission; axon development. The coding region runs from base 109 to 1347 and encodes 412 amino acids. The record is from RefSeq and is a predicted model, not a curated record. Gene Ontology annotation, cellular component: mitochondrial outer membrane. The transcript is spliced from 8 exons. Lineage: Eukaryota; Metazoa; Chordata; Amphibia; Anura; Bufonidae.
GUUACCCGGGCCGCCUUCUUCCUGCUUAGUUCUGGGGAGGCUGAGCGCUUGUCUUCGUGACGUCACGCCGUCCAGUCACCCGGGCUGCUUGUGUAGAAGUGAGGGAUCAUGCAGCCCCGUCGGCCCGAGGGUUUCGAUGGCCUGGGAUAUAGGGGAUCGGCCUGGGGCCGCGGAGACGAGGCCCCCCCGCCUUACCAGCACAGCUUCCCGGCAAGGUCAUUCAGCUCUUCCGGGGAUCUGUCACAACACUGGGUGACCACCCCGCCCGACAUCCCGGGGAGCCGUAACCUGCACUGGGGAGAGAAGACGCCACAGUAUGGAGGAGAUGGAAACCAGGCGCCCCCCGGCCUGGGGGAGGAGAGCGGGGAACAGCUCAAUCGGUUUGCUGGAUUUGGCAUUGGAUUGGCAAGUCUCUUUACAGAAAAUGUAUUGGCUCACCCCUGUAUUGUCCUGCGCCGACAAUGCCAGGUUAACUACCAUGCAAGAAAUUACCACUUGUCACCAUUCAGCAUUGUGAACAUUAUGUAUAGUUUUACCAAGACACAGGGUCCAAAGGCACUUUGGAAAGGAAUGGGAAGCACUUUUAUUGUUCAAGGUAUAACCCUUGGAGCAGAAGGAAUCAUCAGUGAAUUCACGCCUCUGCCCAGGGAACUUACUUACAAGUGGAGUCCCAGGCAAAUCGGAGGACAUCUUCUUCUUAAAGGAUUAGUCUAUGUAAUUGCCACUCCCUUCUAUUCGGCAAGCCUUAUUGAAACUGUACAGAGCGAGAUCAUCCAUGACAAUCCUGGAAUUUUAGAUUGCCUAAAAGAAGGAAUUGGAAGAGUUAUGGGACUUGGUGUGCCUCACAGCAAGCGUUUGCUGCCGCUUCUUGUUCUGAUGUUUCCUACAGUCCUCCAUGGUGUGCUGCAUUACAUAGUCAGCUCUGUCGUUCAGAAAUGUGUUUUAUUCUUCAUAAAGAAGAAGAAGAAUCCUGCCCAAAUUCCAAGUGAUGGAGCCAGCACGGCCCAAAACAUUUUAGAAGAUUAUUUCCCAGAACUCAUAGCUAAUUUUGCCGCAAGCCUGUGCGCUGACGUCCUACUGUUUCCUCUCGAGACAGUCAUGCACCGCCUUCACAUUCAAGGAACACGCACAAUAAUUGAUAAUACAGACCUUGGUUAUGAAGUGGUGCCUAUUAACACUCAAUAUGAGGGAAUGAGAGACUGUAUCAAUACUAUAAGGCGAGAGGAAGGGAUGUUGGGCUUCUACAAAGGCUUUGGAGCUGUGGUGGUGCAAUAUACUCUUCAUGCUACCGUUCUGCAGAUCACUAAAUUCAUUUAUUCAUCUCUUUUGCAAAAUACAGCCCAAUGAGUGACUUCCCUAUUGGCACAUCAGUAUGUUUCAUUUCAAGUUCCACCCUAUAUUUAUGCCAAUGGGAAACAGAAGAGGGCACUUUGCCAGUACCUAAACAAGAUUGUUUGAACUGAACAUUGAAUAUUCCACUUGGAAAACAUGGAUAUGCCGUUGCUCGAAGUCUUGGUGUUUGUACAAUGCAGAUCUUAUUUCAGUACUUUACAGGUGUUUUUCACACCUGGGGGGCCUUUUGGGCAGAUGACCUGAUGUUGUCAGACCUGUGGAGGAAAGCAUACUUACCUGUUCUCCGCACUCUGCUCCCUGCCCGUCAACAUCCUGUUUGAUGUGGGUCAUGUGGCCAAAGCAGUCAAUGACUGGCCGCAGCAGUGAUGUGUCCCCUAUGCGUCAUGUCACAAGGUCACGUGAUGCAUGGUGGGUAGGUCACCACUGCAGCCAGGUGGCCCAUGUCAAACAAGGAUCAAAGUAGUUGGUGAGUAUACAUACUUCCCACUUAGGGUUUCUGCCCAAAAAGCCCCCAGGGGUGAAGCAUUUUAGGUGUACUGCUAAAUUUAUCUACAGGUUGACUUUUGUGCCUCAAGAGCUGAAUUGCUCAUUCUUUUGCUCAGAAACUGAGUUCAUCUGUAGUCAUUACAAUAGAGGUAACCUACAGAGAAA